GAUGUCCGAUCGACCUUGUUUGUAAUAAUAUAGGUUAAGUUAUCAUUUGCUUCAAUUUCCUAUUAAUCAAUCAAAAUGCCUGAUGUUGAAAAAAUCCAAAUUCCUACGACUGAAAGUUUGCUUGUGAAAGCAGUCAGUAGCUUUGUCGCAUUCUUUGAAGCACCAGGAGAUUGGGUUCGCAAGACCAUAGUCGAGCCAAAUCAAAAAAAGUACCCUUAUUACCAUCAGCAAUUUAGAAGAGUGCCAACUAUUGACCAGUGCUAUGAUGAUGACGUCAUUUGUAAAUUUGAAGCCGACCAGCAGUUUGAAAGAGACAGGAAAGUAGACUCACAAAUCUUGCAGAUCCUGCGUGCGAGAGUAGAGGAUUGCUUCAUAUAUGAAGGUUACGAAGCCAACGAAAAAUGCAAACCACUACAGGAUCAGUACACCGAGGCCUCUACUAACUGGUUCAUUAAAUGUGAGUGAUUCAAAUUGAAAUGU
Nilaparvata lugens (brown planthopper) is the source of this 480-nucleotide messenger RNA. RefSeq names its product NADH dehydrogenase [ubiquinone] 1 beta subcomplex subunit 10-like. The record is from RefSeq and is a predicted model, not a curated record. The transcript is spliced from 3 exons. Lineage: Eukaryota; Metazoa; Arthropoda; Insecta; Hemiptera; Delphacidae. Bases 76 to 465 code for a protein of 129 amino acids.